GAGACACACAGCGGAUAUGCUACUGUGCGCGGGAGGGUUUUGGCGUGAAAGCAAGGGAGUGUUAUUAGUCUGAAAAAUAACAUGUGAAACUGGAGUGGCAGUUGCGAUGAUUUCAGCUCACUGGGGUGAAAUUGAGGCCCCUGUCAGUCCUGCUGUUCCAGGGUGUGUAAAGUUCCAGACAUCCCAGGAUGAAGAAAGCGACCCAGCCUGUUGGAAUCUGCAGGAUAAUGGGCAUUCAGUUGCAGAGCCGUGCAGUGUACCAAAUGAUAGUAAUGAAGAACUUUCUGAAAGUCUGCUGGAGGGUGAGGAAUCCAAGAAAGACACUCUGACCAUAAUGUUGGAGUCGAUUGCAAAAAGUGGUGCCCAGAUUAAGAGCCAGCAAAAAGGAGAGCCAGACCUAACUCUGGGUGAAAAGUUGGGCAUCCUGAAUGAACUGUAUCACAGUAAGCCCCUAAUCUUCUUGGAGAGGUACUACCGGCACCUCCAACCUGAGCACUUGACCUGCUUCCAGCACCUGGCAGGCAGCUAUGAGGUGGAAUUUUACUGUGCAGAGAUCCAUCGUAAUAACUCUCAAAAGAACAGUCGGACUCGCAUUAAAAACAAGCGCUAUGCUGCCCUGCAGGGUCUGAUCCGAGAAGGGGAAUAUUUUAGCGAUGAGAGAAUGCGUUCACGUGAUCCCCUUCUUUAUGAACAAUGCAUUGGCCAGUACCUGACAGAUGAUGAGAUGAUGGAGCAAAAUGCACGUUCCAUGUCCGAGUCACGCUGCCUGUCCGACGUCUUACUUUCCUCAUACCAAGAGCAACUGAUUCAAAGGAAAAUGGAGCUACAGCAGGAGAGGGAAGAGGGUGCAGAAGAAGAAGAGGAGGAGGAAGAAGAAGAUGAUGAUGAAGAGAAUGAGCAAGAUGGACCAGCUGGCUCAAUGGAAACUGAGUGGGUUCCCACGGCAGAAGAGAAAGUCAUGUUGAGGGAGGAAUUCAUCAGCAGGAUGCACCAGCGUUUCUUGGAUGGCGAGGACAGGGAUUUUAAUUACAGCGAGGUGGAUGAUAACCCAGAGUAUGACAAUCUGGAAAUUGUUAAUCAAGAUGCAGAGGAGCGCUAUUUUGAUGAGGAGGAGGAUUCUGAUGGUGAUAUGUGUGAGUGAGUGAAGAAUUUCUGGACUAGGUCUGUUUUUGGAUUUCCCCGAACCUGGUUGCUGACAAUAAUGCUGAAAAAUUUCUCGUGCUUCUCAUCCUUCAGGGAUAGUUUCCAAAGUAAAACGGUAGCUGGGAUACUCUAGAAAAUGAGGAAUAUAUAUAUAUAUAUUUUUUUUUAAACUGGACAUUAUAUUAUUCAUUCUUUAUAUUGUUCUAAGAUCCCAACUACAUCAGGAAUUUUGGCAGUUUGUAAGAUUUGCUCUGAUGAUUCUCAACACAUUUCUUGGAUCCACCAUCAUUGUCUAAUUUGCACAAGUUCAGGAUAUCUGAUCUCUCAGCCUUGUGGACACAUGACGUGAGUGUUUCCCUUGCACACUUAAAAAGUGUCAUCAGAUUAUUUUGGGUGUCGAAAUAUAGAAAUCUAUCAGCUGUAAGUAAAACAGUAAAAUGAAAGAUAACACAGACUUGUGUACCAGGCCACUUCAGAAGAGUUCACCCUACUAGUACAAGGCCACUAAUUACUGGAAGUAAUGAGGAGAAAUAGAUGUGUAAUCAGUCACAUUGAUUUGGCCCUGAAACAGUUGUACUGUACGUAGAACAAAAUACAAACUACCAGAGGUUUAACAUUUUAGAAAUCAAGUAACUUGUCCAUGUAACACUGUUUUAAUAUGGAUGGUUAUCUUGAUUGAUUUAGUUAUUCUGCUUGUUCUCUCUUUUUCUGUUUAAUUUCCAUUAAGUUAAAAAAUAAAAAACAACACUUUUGUAUUAGCUCUUUGAAAUUUUGAUAAAGAGAAUUAUUAAACUGGCCAAGACUCAAAUUAUGAUGUAGUCAUGAGUGCCUGGGAAUUGUGGAAGCUGUGUUUUUCUUUUAAGAACAUGGAAAUGUCCAGUGGUUUUGAGGGUUCAGUUACUUAAUAUUUUGAGAAAAGUGUACUCAGUUUAUCAUGUCUUCAAUAAAUGAAAAUGAUCU
This is a messenger RNA of Erpetoichthys calabaricus (reedfish), 2103 nucleotides long. It is a transcript of the gene ccdc97, whose product is annotated as coiled-coil domain containing 97. NCBI's taxonomy places the organism in Eukaryota, Metazoa, Chordata, Cladistia, Polypteriformes, Polypteridae. The transcript is spliced from 6 exons. The record is from RefSeq and is a predicted model, not a curated record. The coding region runs from base 107 to 1141 and encodes 344 amino acids.